GCGGCCUCCGAGCGACUUCAGCCUGAGGCGGCCGCGGCGCACAAAAGGCCCCGCGUCUUUCGUGCCGCCUCUUUUCUUUAGCGGCGGCGGCGGCCUCUGCAGGCCACGUCAUGGGGAAAUAAAUAAAUAUCGCCCCAUUCAGCCAGUGGCAGCGAGCAGGAACCGGCGGCGGCGGCGGCUGGAAGAUUAGGACCAGCCCACCCAAACUAGACACACACACAGAGGGAGACCAAGCCAGCCUGGUUGUAAAGAUUAAAAAAUGCCGCCCGCAACAACGACACAGUACGCUCCCCCGGACGGUGGAUGGGGUUGGGUCGUGGUGUUUGGCAGUUUCAUCUCCAUUGGAUUUUCCUAUGCAUUCCCUAAAGCCAUCACAGUCUUCUUCAAGGAGAUACAGGAGAUCUUCGGCACAUCAUAUAGCCAGAUAGCUUGGAUAUCAUCGAUCAUGUUGGCUGUCAUGUAUGCAGGAGGCCCCAUAAGCAGCAUCUUGGUGAACAAAUAUGGCAGCCGGCCAGUCAUGAUGGCGGGAGGGGUCCUGGCUUCAUUUGGAAUGAUUAGCUCUUCAUUCUGCAACAGUGUCCUAGAGCUUUAUAUCUGCAUAGGUGUCAUUGGAGGUUUGGGCUUGGCAUUCAACUUGCAGCCAGCUUUGACAAUGAUUGGCAAGUAUUUUUACAAAAAACGGCCCAUUGCUAACGGACUGGCCAUGGCCGGGAGUCCAGUGUUUCUAAGUACUCUGGCACCUCUCAAUCAGUUUCUCUUCAAUGCUUUUGGCUGGAAGGGAAGCUUCCUCAUUUUGGGAGGGCUCCUUUUGAACUGUUGCGUGGCCGGGUCUCUUAUGAGGCCCGUGGGACCCACACCAGCACCUGCGGUCAAAAAAGACGUAGAAAAGGGGAAAGGAGAUUCGGCCUUGCACAAGAACGACAAGAAAUCCUUUUGGCAAACCAUCAACACAUACUUAGAUCUCUCCCUCUUCAAACACAGAGGGUUUCUGAUUUAUCUCUCUGGAAACGUCAUCAUGUUCCUUGGAUUUUUUGCCCCCAUUGUAUUCUUAGCUCCUUAUGCCAAGCACAAGGGGAUCGAUGAAUAUUCUGCUGCAUUUCUCCUCUCCAUCCUGGCUUUUGUUGAUAUGUUUGCCAGGCCGUCCAUGGGCUUGCUCGCAAACUCCAAAUACAUACGGCCCAAAAUCCAGUACUUCUUUAGUUUUGCCGUUUUGUACAAUGGCAUCUGCCACAUCAUGUGCCCUCUGGCCGAAGACUACACAGGCUUGGUUGUGUACGCAGUACUUUUUGGACUUGCCUUCGGCAUGGUGAGCAGUGUCCUUUUUGAGACCCUCAUGGAUUUGGUUGGCGCUAGCAGGUUUUCCAGCGCUGUUGGACUCGUCACCAUUGUGGAGUGCUGCCCUGUUCUUUUAGGCCCUCCUUUGGGAGGUAUGCUUGUGGACAUAACGAAAGAUUACAAAUAUAUGUAUUUUGUCUGCGGUGUCAUUGUCAUCGUUGCAAGCAUCUGGCUAUUUAUUGGGAACGCGAUCAACUACAGACUUUUGGCAAAGGAGAAGAGAGCAGAAGAGGAGAGGCAGAGAGCCCUCAAGCAUGCAGAUUCCAAGGAAGUGGAGCCCUUGACCCACAAAGAGAGCGAAGAGACGGUCAGCAGAUCGAGCAAACUGCAAGACAACCCAUCAGAAAGAGAAACUAAUAUUUAAUGCGCGCACACACAC
Molecule: messenger RNA, 1714 nt
Organism: Lacerta agilis (Sand lizard)
Lineage: Eukaryota; Metazoa; Chordata; Lepidosauria; Squamata; Lacertidae
Gene: SLC16A7
Product: solute carrier family 16 member 7
Exons: 5
Coding region: 260-1699 (479 amino acids)
Biological process (GO): transmembrane transport; monocarboxylic acid transport
Cellular component (GO): membrane
Molecular function (GO): monocarboxylic acid transmembrane transporter activity
Source: RefSeq, a predicted model, not a curated record